Microtus ochrogaster (prairie vole) is the source of this 873-nucleotide messenger RNA. RefSeq lists its product as uncharacterized. The transcript has a single exon. Bases 19 to 663 code for a protein of 214 amino acids. The record is from RefSeq and is a predicted model, not a curated record. Lineage: Eukaryota; Metazoa; Chordata; Mammalia; Rodentia; Cricetidae.
CCUCCUGAGGUUCAGGUCAUGUACUCCUACAUCUGCCUGCCGCCUGGGGAGGGCAUCUGGCCUCGGCUGCAGUCCCUCACCUACACCUACCUGCCCGCUCCCCUGUUGCUGCCGCCCAUCCAGACCCACAACUUCUGCAGCCGGCCGGCCGGGCUGAGCGCGGCCCCGCGUGAAUUCCACUGCUUCUACGGUGCGACCCUGGCGUCCACGCCGCCCUGGUGGUUCUUCCCGCGGCCGGGUGCCGCUACCCUUGGCCCGUCGUUCCCCGCGGCCGGCGCGUCAGCACCAUCCCAGCCGGCGCCCGACGCCGAGGGCUGGGGACAGUGGCCUGAGGGCGGCAGCCUGCAGCUGCAGCUGCGCUGGGGACGCGUGGAGCGCACGCGGGGACCGCCCCUGCCGCUGCCAGACGCGGUGCGCCGCGAGCUGCGGCGCGUGUACGGCACCUACCCACGCACCGACGUACGCGUCACCCGGCGUGGCAGCCAGUUCCUGCUGCAGGCCGCGCCGCGCGUGGGCGAGCCCGAGUACCAGGUGGCGAGGCGUGUAGUGCGCCGGCCUGCAGGCGGUGACGAUGAUGGGGACGGCGGGGACGGCGGGGACAGCCGGGCCGCUCCCGAGGCGGUGCAGCGUGGCCGCCCCAAGAAGAAGCAAGGUCUGCGCUGAGCGCGCUUGCGCGCCUGCCGGCCCCGAGUAUGGUUUCUCUUGAGGGAAACCCGCUCGACGAUGCGGGAAAGGAGAAAGGUCUUGGGGUGAAAGCAGCACCUAGAUGCUUCUCCUCUCCGCCCUUAGCCGUCUGUGUGGGCCCCGCUUGCCCUCCUCUUCCAGCUUGGGAAGGGAAGUAAAUAAGUGGUAGAAGUCUAGUGUUCACAGCGA